CCUUGACCAGACCGACAACUGCGUUGACCAAUAGGAAUCAGGGAAAAUUCGGUUACGUAAUCAUAAUACAAUGAGAAAGCCCAAUCGCGCGGCACGAGGCGGGCCGUCGGAGCACGUUUUGAUGUGUGCGUGCGCGUGUUCGCGACCCAUCAACUGAAGGCCCUCAUGUGACCGCGGAGGAACGCCGCUGAUUGGCCACACGGAGUGGAGGGCGUGCCGACGGUGGCGGCGUGCGUUUGCCUAUGUGACACAAUUACAACAACUUUGAGCCGCUGGUUGGGGGGAAGUUUGCGAGCUUAUCAAACAACUUUCUCACUUCUGGCCCCACAUUACGCCAACUCCAUGCAUAAACCGGGACUGGAAUACGCGCACUGUUUUGACGUACAAUGAAGAGCGCGGAGGGGAACUUGAAAGGAUCGCUUCCUUGAGGAUUUGGCAAGAAUCACGCUACGCCCCGUUUUAACCCUGGAUAGGUGUGCGACGGUCCCGCUGCUGCCGAGUUCCGCCGGAGUCGCCCGGUCCCACUCCCCCUCUCGGUCUCUCGCCAUGAAAUCGUGCGGACUGUCGCUCACGGCCGCUGCCCGGAGCCUCGGCGUUGCUGCUAAUGACGAGGAGAAAAUGGCGUCGGGAAAAGCGACUGAAAUCGAAGAGGACUUUCCGAAGCUAACAGCACAGGAAAAGGAGAGCCUGGUCGGAAUUGACAGUUCACUGUUUGGAUUUCAUGGGCUUCAAGAAGAUGGCGCCAGAACGAAGGCCUUGCUGUUAAAGGCUGUGAGCUGCUACGAUGGCCUCAUCCUGAAAGCAGAGGGCAAGGUGGACCCUGACGUCUUCUGCCAGCUCGGCCACUUCAACCUCCUGCUGGAGGAAUAUUCAAAAGCAUUAUCUGCAUACCAGAGGUACUUCAGUUUACAGUCGGACUACUGGAAGAAUGCUGCCUUUUUAUAUGGCCUUGGAAUGGUUUACUUCCAUUACAACGCAUUUCAGUGGGCAAUUAAGGCGUUCCAAGAGGUGCUUUACAUCGACCCAACGUUUUCCCGAGCGAAAGAAAUUCAUCUGAGACUGGGGCUCAUGUUCAAAGUCAACACAGACUACGAGUCCAGCUUAAAGCAUUUCCAGCUGGCAUUGAUCGACUCUAAUCUCUGCACCUUGUCCAAAGCUGAAAUUCAGUUUCACAUCGCCCAUUUGUAUGAAAUCCAGAAGAAACACAGAGCGGCGAAAGACGCGUAUGAGAGUCUGCUGCAGAUGGAAAACCUUCCUGCUCAGGUGAAGGCCACCACGCUGCAGCAGCUGGGCUGGAUGCAUCACACCGUGGAGCAGCUGAGGGAGAAGGACUCCAAGGGCUGCUACGCCAUCCAGUGUCUGCAGAAGUCUUUAGAAGCAGACCCCAACUCCGGCCAGUCCUGGUACCUUCUCGGCAGGUGCUACUCCAGUAUCGGGAAGGUGCAGGACGCCUUCAUCUCCUACCGCCAGUCCAUUGAUAAGUCUGAGGCCAGCGCUGACACCUGGUGCUCCAUAGGUGUACUGUACCAGCAGCAGAACCAGCCCAUGGACGCCCUGCAGGCCUACAUCUGUGCCGUCCAGCUGGACCACAGCCACGCCGCCGCCUGGAUGGACCUGGGCACGCUGUACGAGUCCUGUGGCCAGCUGCAAGACGCCAUGAAGUGCUACAUCAACGCCACGCGCAGCAAAGCGUGCCUCAACACCGCCGCCCUCGCGCAACGCAUCAAACUGCUGCAGGCUCAGUUGUGUAACCUUCACCCAAGUAGUCUACAGAAUAAGAGUAAAAUGCUUCCUUGUAUUGAGGAGGCGUGGAGCCUUCCCAUUCCUGCCGAGCUCACGUCCAGGCAGGGGGCCUUGAACACAGCACAGGCGCAGCAGGCUUGUAAAGGGGAGGGAGGCCCGUCCACCAGCAGCCACACCGACCCGCUGGCCAGUCCUGCUAAAAAGAAACGCACCGCCAGCCAGGUCAAGGGUGCCGCCGACUCGUUGGCAAACGGAUCCAAUCAGCAGCAGGUCCCCGGCUGGUAUCUGACGCCACAGAAGAUCCAGCUGUUGGAUCAUUUACGGAGCAACCGGGCCAGCCUCACGCCCCCCCGGCAGCACAUGCUGGAGCAGCUGGAGAACCAGUUCUCCCUCAUGCAGCAGCAUCAGCAGCAGAUGAGGCAGCAGGCUGCAGCAGCAGCAGGCGGCCAGCCGCGGUCCGGCCUCCCCAACGGCCCAUCAGCGGACCCCCCUCACAACCCGGGACUCUCCCACUCCUCUCCUAUCAAUCACGCAGCCGGUCGACCCCCCCUCACCCCCCAGCCCACAGCCAACGGAUCCUGUUCAAGUCCUUCGGCGGGUCUGCCAGGACACCUGGACCUUAAAAACGCCAGGGCGGGGCUGGGCAGCGGUGGUGGCGCGAGCAACGGAAACGUGCCUUACCCGCAGCAGAACUCUCUACCUCACACCUGCACCGCCACCAGUCAGCCCAGCACCACCAGCAGCAGCACUAACACCAGUCCCAGUCACGCAGACGAGACCUGGAGGAGCCAACCACGCAACACUACCACUCAGGGGCUUCUAAAAGGUCCAGGUUCCCAUCCGGCAGGUCCUGAUGGAGAACCCUCUUUCUCCUCCUCUUCCUCCCCGUCUCAGACCUCCUUCUCCUCCUCCGGCAUUCUGAAUCAGGUUGGACUCUGCUCCGGGCCCUGCACUGCCUCCUCCUCAGCCUCCUCCCUGUCCCCCACCUCCCCCCAGACCACGCCCAACCACUUGUCUUCGCCUCCCCACUCCGCUACUACCUCAGGGGUACACACCAAAGAUGCGACGGCGGCACCUUCCGGGGGCAAAACCGGCAGCACCGUCCCCGCUGCCGUUCCGAUGCCAGGUCCCGAGGCGGCCGGCGGGCAUCAUGGAGGAGCGCCCCGCAGCCCUGGCUCCGCCUCCCGGCAAGGACUGACUAAUCACGUCCAGCCGCGGGUGCAGGAGCGCUCCGCCAGCCCGCCGCAGCCCGCAUCCCCGGCCGCUGGUGCAACGCUCACUUCAGACAAUCCUCAACUCUCAGCCUUUGUAAAGGGAAAAGCCAACGCUACCAGUAACCACGACGAUGGUAACCACGGAGGGUCUUCCUCAGAGAAAAUAAACCACGUCCUCCCAGCUCUCCACGCCAAGCCGGAGCACUCGGCGGCUUCCUCCCCGCUGUCGGUCGCCCCGACACCCUCGCCGUGCUCGGUGGACCCCCACACCGUCGGCGGCCCCUCCUGCCUCAACAGCCCAUCCAACAGCCAGGGGCCCACGCUCAACGGGAAGAGCCCAGAGGACUCCCGGAGCCCGCAGAGAAAGACGCUGCCUGCUGGGCUGGCUCCAUGGUCGUCGGUCUCCAUCUACCCCAGCUCCAGUGAUGUGCUGAAAGCCUGCAGGAACCUGGGGAAGAACGGCCUGUCGACCAGCAGCAUCCUCCUGGACCGUUGCCCCCCGCCGCGCCCGCCCGGCCCACCCUCACCCCCACUGCCAAAGGACAAGCUCAACCCGCCGACGCCCAGUAUUUACCUGGAGAACAAGAGGGACGCUUUCUUCCCCCCCCUCCACCAGUUCUGCACCAACCCUGCCAACCCAGUAACCGUCAUCAGGGGCCUGGCUGGGGCCCUCAAGCUGGACCUGGGCCUGUUCUCCACAAAGACGCUGGUGGAGGCCAACCCCGAGCACCUGGUGGAGGUGCGGACCCAGCUGGCUCAGCCCACCGACGAGAACUGGGACCCGAGCGGGAGCAGGAAGAUGUGGCGCUGCGAGAGCAGCCGCUCCCACACCACCAUCCUGAAGUACGCCCAGUACCAGGCCUCGUCCUUCCAGGAGUCGCUGCGGGAGGAGAACGAGAAGAAGAAAGAGGUGGAAGCAGAGGCAGCUUCCUCAGACAGUGGGAUCCGGCGAAGGAAAGGCCCUCUAAAGCACAUAAAGUUUGGCACCAACAUCGACCUCUCUGACGACAAAAAGUGGAAGCAGCAGCUGCAGGAGCUGACCAAGCUGCCGGCCUUCGCCAGGGUGGUGUCAGCCGGAAACCUGCUGAGCCAUGUGGGCCACACCAUCCUGGGCAUGAACACCGUCCAGCUGUACAUGAAGGUGCCAGGGAGCCGGACUCCAGGUCACCAAGAGAACAACAACUUCUGCUCGGUCAACAUCAACAUUGGUCCUGGCGACUGUGAGUGGUUCGCUGUGCCCGAGUCCUACUGGGGCGUCAUCAAUGACUUCUGUGAAAAGAACAACAUCAACUUCUUGAUGGGCUCCUGGUGGCCCAACCUGGAGGACCUGUACGAGAACAACGUUCCAGUGUACCGCUUCAUCCAGAGGCCCGGGGACCUGGUGUGGCUCAACACCGGCACCGUUCACUGGGUCCAGGCCAUCGGCUGGUGCAACAACAUCGCCUGGAACGUGGGACCCCUCACAGCCCAUCAGUACAAGCUGGCAGUGGAGCGCUACGAGUGGAACAAGCUGCAGAGCGUCAAGUCCAUCGUUCCCAUGAUCCACCUCUCCUGGAACAUGGCGAGGAACAUCAAAGUGUCGGACCACAAGCUCUUCGAGAUGAUCAAGUACUGCCUGCUGCGGACGCUGAAGCAAGUUCAGAUGCAGAGGGAGAUGCUGCAGGCUGCAGGGAAGGAGCUGGUGUGGCACGGCCGGACCCACAGUGAGCCGGCCCACUACUGCAGCAUCUGUGAAGUGGAGGUGUUCGACCUGCUGUUUGUGAGCAGCGAGAGCAACAGCAGGAAGACAUACGUGGUUCAGUGCCAGGACUGCGCCAGGCGGGCCAGCGCUGACCUGGACAGCUUCGUGGUUCUGGAGCAGUACAAGAUCGAGGACCUGAUGCAGGUUUACGACCAGUUCACACUGGCCAGCCCUCUGCCUUCCUCCUCUUGAUGGAGUCAUCAUCAUCUUCUUCUUCUGAGAACAUUACAGAACCAUAAUGGACCUCAGUGGAAACUCUCAGAACCCCCCUUCCCUUCCUUCUUCCCCCUUUCUUUUUUUUUCUUUUUCUGAUAUUCAGGAAGAAAGGCGGCAGUCCCUCCGACUGCGUCCUGUAGCUAUCCCAUAAGGCAGCUGUGUGAAAGCUGUGUGUCUAUGCAACCUGCCCCGAGCGGUGUGCCUCCCCCUGGUGGACUGGAGGGAUUGGGUUGGGGGACGGCAGCUCCUCCCAUCGUCACGACCAGACUGUUCUACUGCUUGGCCCAUCUGGACUUCGCCACAACUCAUCAAAUGAAAAUAACAAUAAUAGCAUAAAGUUUUGUACAUAUUCUGUUCGAACCAUCAACCUGGUCACCAGAGACUACUGAUCUGAUUGUUUUUUUUUGUUUGUUUGUUUUUACUGUUUUUUUUUGUUUGUUUUUUAUUCUGUUGCGGGCUGACACCAGAGCUCUGUGUGUGUGUGUGUGUGUGUGUGUGUGUGUGUGUGUGUGGUUAGCCUUUUACUACAUCAGACACCUCCUCGGUCAGGAAAACCAACAUACAUGUAAUGUGAAAUGUGACACGUUUUGUUUCUGCUCUCCUACUCACCCUCGAUACUUCUUGACUUUCUUAACGUGGAGGAAGAGAAUCUGAUUUACAACCAGCCAAGUCACAGGAAAAAAAGGGUUGCACACAAACUAGAGUGAACUUUAAUUUCUUUUUUCCUUUUUCUUUUUUUUUUUUUAUUUGGAUGUAAAUUUACACUAUUUAUAAAUUCAUAUUUAUUGCUUGAAAAUAUUUGUUGAUGGAAUGCUGUAAUUUUUCUCUAGAGUACCUGCCAUUAAAUUUGAGGGGAGCCCUGUGAUUUUUAAGCCCGGCCCCCCUUAUGUUUUCUAUAUAAAUAAACAGCUUAGUAAGCGUUGUACAGAGACCUUCCCUUGAAAUGGGUUUAUUGUUUGAAGGAUGUUUUAUGCGUCAAUAAACAAAGAAACAAAAUUUAUUUA
Poecilia latipinna (sailfin molly) is the source of this 5918-nucleotide messenger RNA. RefSeq names its product lysine (K)-specific demethylase 6A (gene kdm6a). The record is from RefSeq and is a predicted model, not a curated record. The coding region runs from base 547 to 4890 and encodes 1447 amino acids. Gene Ontology annotation, molecular function: RNA polymerase II cis-regulatory region sequence-specific DNA binding; histone H3K27me2/H3K27me3 demethylase activity; chromatin DNA binding. The transcript has 30 exons. Lineage: Eukaryota; Metazoa; Chordata; Actinopteri; Cyprinodontiformes; Poeciliidae. Gene Ontology annotation, cellular component: MLL3/4 complex. Gene Ontology annotation, biological process: heart development; regulation of gene expression.